UGGGAGACCGAAUCGACCUUUCCUUUUUUCCCACCACUGGGCCCGCGUGAUGACUCAGACUAUGAUCUCAGUCUUGGUGGCCUGCCUGGCUACUUUGAACAUUCAUUCCUGGGCAUGAUGGACUUCAUUGCCAACGCUGCCGCCUCACAUGCUGCCGUGGACAACGCCGCUGCCGCCGCUGCUCGCACAGCGCUCCUUAACCUUCGCUUGCAGCGCAUGCCAUACCCAGAGUAUUCUGACGACGGCUUCAUCUACGCCAUUCAAUUUGGCCUUCCGCUCUUUCUCAUGCUAGCCCUUAUCUUCACCUCGGUCACCGUCGUCCGCAAUCUCGUGCAUGAGAAGGAGCGCCGCCUCAAGGAGAGCAUGAAAAUGAUGGGCCUGCGCAACUGGAUCCAUUGGACGGCCUGGUUCAUCCAAGCCUUUGCUUUCCUCUUCAUCUCCGUCUUUCUUUGCACCUUCAUCAUGAAGUUUUCCAACGUGCUGGCCAACAGCGACCCCUCCGUCGUGCUCGUCUUCUUCACGCUCUUUGCCCUCGCCACCAUCUCCCUCUGCUUCCUCAUCUCCACCCUCUUCACCUCUGCCGCCACAGGUGCCGCCGCUGGUGGCAUCAUCUGGUUCGGCACCUACGUGCCCUACAUGUUCGUGUCCCCUCGCUACCAGACACUCACGGUCGCGGCCAAGACCGGGUGGUGCACCAUCUCCACCACGGGCAUGGCCAUUGGUGCGAACCUUCUUAGCCAGUUUGAGGCCCAGGGUGACGGUGUGCAGUGGAGCAACAUUCACAAGCCCGUAUCCGUGGAUGAUCCCUUCACCUUUGCCACCGUCAUGGGCAUGUUCAUCGUCGAUGCCCUCAUCUACCUGGUUCUCACAUGGUACAUUGAGAACGUCUUCCCAGGCCAAUAUGGCAUCCCCAAGCCUUGGUACUUCUUUGUCCAGUCCCAGUACUGGUUUCCGCAGCACCGUGCUGAAGAAGCCCCUUUGCUCAACUCGGACAUCGCCAAGGUGGUCAGUCGUGAUGACCGCAACUUUGAAAACGAUCCCCUGGAUGCGCAUGCUGGUAUUCGCAUCCAAAAUCUGCGCAAGGUCUUUGGUGACAAGGUGGCCGUCAACGGCACCACCCUCAACAUGUUUGAAGGACAAAUUACUGCCCUCCUGGGCCACAACGGUGCCGGCAAAACUACGACGAUGAGCGUCCUUACUGGUUUAUAUCCCCCCACAGCGGGCAGCGCCGUUGUCAACGGCUUUGACAUUCGCCAAGACAUUGAUGGCGUUCGAGGAUCGCUGGGUAUUUGUCCGCAACACGAUAUCCUGUUCGACACAUUGACCGUUGAGGAGCACCUGCGCUUUUUCUGCAAGCUCAAGGGUGUGCCCGAGCCUGAAAUUCAAGGCCACGUCGAUGAGAUGAUCGAUGCACUCAAGCUCCCCGACAAGCGUCAUGCCCAAAGCUCUACCCUUUCUGGUGGCAUGAAGCGCAAGCUCUCCUGUGCCAUUGCCUUGAUUGGUGGAUCAAAGGUGGUCAUCUUGGAUGAGCCUACCUCAGGCAUGGACCCGGCGGCACGACGCGCCACCUGGGAUUUGCUCACCCGCUUCAAGGAAGGUCGCACCAUGCUCCUCAGUACUCACUUUCUUGAUGAAGCCGACCUGCUGGGAGACCGCGUUGCCAUCAUGUCGGCAGGCCAUGUCGUGUGCUGCGGAAGCUCCAUGUUUCUCAAGUCACGCUUUGGCCGUGGCUACCACAUGACAGUGGUCAAGGGUGAUAAUUUCGACACCAAGCGCGUUCAGAAGGCAAUCAAAAAGCACGUCCCCGAUGUGGAGCUGGAAGGCGAUCUUGGUGCCGACACGUCUUUUAUUCUACCCCGCUCGGCAGCCGAAAGCUUCCCGGCCAUGUUUGAGGACCUCGAUGCACAGCAAAAAGAAUUGGGCAUCAUGAGCUAUGGCAUCUCCAUCACUACCAUGGAAGAGGUCUUUCUCAAGGUCGGCGAAUUGAGCGAUGAUUCCGAGAAGAUUGAUAUUCAACAGCGCAUUGAGGAGCGCCGCCGCCAGCUUGCCGCGCUUCAAGAUGAAUCCUCCACAGACUACGAUGGCAACGACAAGGAUGCUCUCAUUGCCAUGCCGACGGGCAACUUUGACGUGCUCAACCGCGGCAUGGCCCUCAAAUUGCAGCAGCUCCGCGCCCUCUUCAUCAAGCGCCUCCUCCACUCCUCGCGCAACAAGUGGGCCAUCCUGACCCAGUUGCUGCUACCCAUGGCAUUCGUCUUUAUCGCUCUUCUUGUGGCCAAGACCAACCCGGGUGUAUCAGACAGCCCUGCUCGCCAGCUGUGGCAACUCGAUCAACACUACGACCAAGUCGACGUCUACUACACGGACCGCUCCAGCAGUGCUGCCGAUCCUACCGCCGAAUCGACCGCCUUGGCUAAAAUUUGGAACGCGCUUUUCACCGAAAAUACAGGGUUUAGCACCCUUCCGUUAACAGGCACUUGGAGCAACCUGAGUGGCUACAUCUUGGGCACGAUUGAUGGUCGGCCGCGUGAGCUAGCCCGCUACAACACCAUGGAUAUGUUUGCUUUCAACAGUGCCGAACUGACUGUCAUGUUCAAUGGUGCUGCCUACCACUCUCUCGCUGAGGCCUUUGGAAUGGCCCAGAACGCCGUCCUGCGCAUGACGUUGCAAAACCCCGAUCUGUCCCUUCGGGCCACCAAUGCGCCUUUGCCACGCAAUUCACUCGAGUUGGCUCAGGAUCAGGCUGACAGCAUGAUGGGCUUCUACAUUGCCUUUACCAUCGUCUUUGGCAUGGCUUUCCUUGCCUCCAGCUUCAUCCUGUUUCUUGUGACGGAGCGAUCCAACAAGGCAAAGCAUAUUCAGUUUGUGAGCGGCGUCGAUGUUGUCAGUUAUUGGCUGAGCUCGUACAUGUGGGACAUGGUCAACUUUAUGCUGCCUACGAUUGGCUGUCUGAUUCUCUUCCUCUGCUUCAACGUGGAGGAGUACUCCCAUGAGCGUCUGGCUUAUGUGCUGAUUCUUUUCAUUCUUUAUGGCCUGGCCGUGAUCCCCUCCAUGUACCUCUUCUCCUUCCUCUUCAGCCAGGCGGCGUUUGCCUAUGCCUUUAUGGUCAUUAUCAAUAUCGCCUCGGGCUUGGCUGCCAUGUUGACCGUCAGCAUCUUGGGCACGGUCGAUCCCGACACCGCAAAUCAGCUCAAAAAUGCGUUCCUAUUUUUGCCCAACUACUGCUUUGGCCAGGGCUUGUCAGACAUGUUCACCAACUAUCAAAACAUGGAGCAGUGCUGCAAUCUCAAAGCCAGUGCCAAUGUGGGCUCGGAGCCUUAUCAGCUCACCUGCCAAACCAACUACUGGUCGAUGGAAACGCCGGGUAUUGGCCGCUACGCGCUGUGCAUGGUAGUACAAGCCAUCGUCUAUUUCCUGUUGCUCCUGGCCAUUGAAGCACGUCUCUUCUCUUGCACUAGCAAGCGCACGGGCAAGGUGGCCCGGGACUCGCACCCUGAAGACGAGGACGUGGCCGCCGAACGCCGUGCCGUCGAAUCAAUUGUAUUAUCUCUGAACGACUCGGAUAACGUCCUGGUCAUCGAAGACAUGAGCAAAGUCUACUCGCGAAAGGGCGAGCGCAAGGUGGCUGUCAACCACAUGAAUUUGGCUGUCAAGCAAGGCAACUGCUUUGGGUUGCUGGGCGUCAAUGGCGCGGGCAAGACAACCACGUUCAAAAUGCUGACGGGUGAUGUGCCUCCCUCCGAGGGCACGGCAUUCAUCAAGGGCUUCGACAUUCAUAGCAAUAUGAGCGAGGCCCGCCGCCUCAUGGGCUACACGCCGCAGUUUGAUGGCCUGAUUGAGCUCAUGACUGGUCGCGAGCUUUUGACCAUGUAUGCUCGUCUACGCGGUGUACCAGAGAGCCGCAUUCCCUCGGUCGUGACCGAUCUCAUCAACGGCUUGAUGCUGGAAAAGUAUGCGGACAAGUAUUGUGGUACUUACUCUGGUGGCAACAAGCGCAAGCUGAGCACGGCUGUGGCUUUGUGUGGACCGAGCCCCCUCGUUCUCCUUGAUGAGCCUACGACAGGCAUGGACCCUGGUGCGCGCCGCUUCUUGUGGGAUGCGCUGCUUGAGGCCAUGAAGGGUGGCCGCUCGAUUGUGCUCACGAGCCACUCCAUGGAGGAGUGUGAGGCAUUGUGCACGCGUAUCGCCAUCAUGGUCAAUGGACGUUUCCGUUGCAUUGGCAGCCUGCAGCAUCUGAAGAACCGCUUUGGCCAGGGCUUGACUCUGGAAACCAAGAUGGACCCGUUGCGUGUCGAUGCGUUCAAAGACUUCCUGGGCAAAAAGUUCCCUCAGCGACGUCUCAAGGACGAGCACCAGGGCCUGCUCAAGUACGAGCUGCUCGGUGAAAAGUCGUGGCCUUUUGUCUUCAAAACUUUGGAGGAGGCCAAGAACGAAUUUGGUCUCGAGGACUACUCAGUGUCCCAGACGACCCUUGAGCAAGUGUUCUUAGAUCUGGUGAAGGAUCAGCAAGAGGACACGCUUCAGACUGGCGUUCACUGA
Molecule: messenger RNA, 4539 nt
Organism: Monosiga brevicollis MX1
Lineage: Eukaryota; Choanoflagellata; Craspedida; Salpingoecidae
Exons: 17
Biological process (GO): transmembrane transport; lipid transport
Cellular component (GO): intracellular membrane-bounded organelle; membrane
Molecular function (GO): ATP hydrolysis activity; ABC-type transporter activity; ATP binding
Source: RefSeq, a predicted model, not a curated record